Messenger RNA from Misgurnus anguillicaudatus (oriental weatherfish), 1832 nucleotides. The record is from RefSeq and is a predicted model, not a curated record. Lineage: Eukaryota; Metazoa; Chordata; Actinopteri; Cypriniformes; Cobitidae.
GACCGCUUGGUGAUGUCAAAGUACCGCGAGAGCGAUUAGAAAGCAGACUUCUACGUGUGAUUUCUCGAAUCGCUCUCGCGGUACUUUGAUGUCAUUCGUCUGUCGGUUGUUGCACCACAUGAAUACACCAGUCUGCUUUCCAGUCACUUUUGCGCCGCGAAUCCGCGAUAAUUUGAUUUCAUAUGAUGAUCGGAUCGCGCAGUGCCGCAUGAAGCCAAAUACCAAAUAGCCGACUGUAUAUGAGGUUCAACCCGCCAAAGUAGCAAGUGGAACAUGCGAAUGAUAAAAUCAAAGAUCUUCUCAAGCCUGGUAUGCUAACAGGAAUGACCCGAUUGGCUUUGGUUAAUGCCAUCUACUUUAAAGGGAACUGGUUGCACAAAUUUGAUCCUCAAAAGACUAAAGAAAUGCCAUUUAAAAUAAAUAAGAAUCUGUGCAAGCCUGUAGAAAUGAUGUACCAGGAGAAAAAGUUUCCCUUUAGAGACAUACCUGAAGAAAAACUGCAUGUUCUGGAGCUACCAUAUGUGCAAAGUGAACUCAGUAUGUUGGUCCUUCUUCCUGAGGAAAGUCAGGAUGGCUCAGACCCUCUUCUGAAGCUGGAGAGCGAGUUGACCAUUGACAAGCUGCUUGAUUGGACAAAAAGUGACAACAUGAUAAAAUGGUUGAAUAUCACUGUCGGUUUUCCAAAGUUCAAGCUGGAGAUUGAGAGCUCCCUGGAAGAAAUACUGGCAGGGAUGGGUAUGAGUUCUGUGUUUCAGGGGGCGAAGGCUGAUCUAACAGGCAUGAGCAGUCAGGAUGGCCUGUUUCUUUCAUCUGUGACCCACAAGGCCUUUGUUGAAGUCAAUGAGGAAGGCACUGAAGCAGCAGCAGCAACUGUAGGACUAAUGCUUCAAGGUUCUACGCGUGAACCAAAACGUUUUAUAGCAGAUCACCCUUUCCUGUUCUUCAUCAGACAUAACCCCACUAACAGCAUUCUCUUCCUUGGCAGAUUCAGAGGCCCAUCUUAGAUAUAAGAUUUGUUUAUGAUAUUAUAGACAUAUUAUGGAUAACUCACUUAUGUUGCUUAUGCAAGCUUUUUCAAAGUAUGCCUUACCAAAGUCCUAUCUGCCUAACUAAGUAUGAGCAAGGAAUCACACUAAUGCCUUUAACCACAUACUUGCAUCAUUCAUACUUAUUUUGAUGGUAAAUGUUAUUUUCCAUUAGGGCUGUCAAAAUUGCUCAAAAAUGACGUUCGAAUAUUCUCCCUAAAAACCCCACGAAUAUUCGAACUAUUCGAAUAUCUGGUUGCCCAUUUUUUCAAUGACGUUAACGACGUUUAAUGACGCAUUACGUCAAUAACAGGACAAAUUAAUAUAAAGAAACAUAAUUACUUCUAUAGGCAGUCUAUUUAAGUUUAAACAUAUUUGACAACGUAUAUUACAUACACAAAACAAGUAAAUCAAGAGACAAAGUGAUAUGGUACCUCGGUUACAUUGCUUGACAAAACUCCCUGAAGCCUGCUCCAUCCACGACACUGAUCGGUCUCAUGUCCUUACAAAUGAACGAAAUGAAUUUCUCCGUUAUGACCUCUUGUCGUGUUGCAGACAAAUAGCUUGUGGCGGGCGAUGCAAAGUAAGUGUUAAGACGUGACUGUUUAGCUGGAGUUCCACACAUUGUGAUCUCGUAUACUGCAAACUUUCAGGAGUGACAACCGCAUUUAAAUGUGAAAACGUGAUGAUUGACACGGAGAUAACCAUAGCAACGGUCUGCCGUCUCACGUGCUUAUCACUCACAGCUUUGAUGAAAAUAAUUUAACAGCAUUAUGUUUAGCAAUAAACCUCCGUCGUGUCGUUGUG